Molecule: messenger RNA, 2015 nt
Organism: Zophobas morio
Lineage: Eukaryota; Metazoa; Arthropoda; Insecta; Coleoptera; Tenebrionidae
Product: probable serine incorporator
Exons: 8
Coding region: 274-1683 (469 amino acids)
Cellular component (GO): membrane
Source: RefSeq, a predicted model, not a curated record
ACUUCUUUAUUAGUUUAUAUGUAUUUUCCAACGAAAUGACGUUGUUAUAUUAGUUAAAUUACCGUGUGGUACACAAUUCACUCAAACGUGUCCCAUUUAACCCAUGAUGGUGCACCUACCCCACUACGUUUGAAUCCCGCGCCGUGCUUACUCAUUGGCCCGUCCCAAAACAGCUGUCACUGUUGGUGUUCUUUAAUGUCAACAAAGGGCCUUCACGAACGACGUAGAAAAUCGCCCGUUUUUCGAUAAAGUGUUUAAUUCCAGUGGUGCGAGAUGGGAGCAGUCCUGGGCCUGUGUUCGGCCCUCCCGCUAGCAUGUUGCUGCGGAAGCACCGCUUGCUCUUUGUGCUGUUCAGCAUGCCCUUCGUGUCGCAAUUCGACGUCAUCCAGGGUCAUGUACGCCCUUAUGCUGUUGGUAGGGACGAUAGCGGCAUGCAUUAUGUUGUCUCCGGGGCUGCAGGAUGUGCUCCGGAAGGUGCCGUUUUGCACCAACAGCAGCAGCAAUUAUUUGCCGCAAUCGGUCUCGAUUAAUUGCGACCACGCCGUGGGUUAUUUGGCCGUUUAUAGGAUAUGUUUUAUUUUGACUUGUUUCUUUGUUCUGAUGGCGCUGAUGAUGAUUGGGGUGAAGACGUCGCGGGAUCCCAGAGCUGGGAUUCAGAAUGGUUUUUGGGGACUUAAGUAUCUUCUGGUGAUUGGUGGCAUUAUUGGGGCGUUUUUCAUUCCUGAGGGGUCAUUUGGGGAGACUUGGAUGUACUUUGGGAUGAUUGGAGGCUUUCUGUUUAUAUUAAUCCAGCUGAUUUUGAUUGUUGAUUUUGCCCAUUCAUGGGCGGAGGCUUGGGUGGGUAAUUUUGAGGAAACGGAAUCCAAAGGAUGGUAUUUUGCGUUACUGGCAGCCACGUUCCUCAAUUUUGCACUAACCAUCACCGGCAUAGUCUUACUUUUUGUAUUUUUCACAAAGUCCAGCGGUUGCGAUUUACACAAAUUCUUCAUCUCGUUUAAUUUAAUCUUGGCCGUUAUUAUUAGUGCGGUGUCGAUUUUACCAGCUGUACAAGAAAAAUUACCAAGGUCGGGACUUCUGCAGUCGUCCGUUGUGUCCUUGUACGUUACUUACUUGACAUGGUCUGCAGUUUCUAAUUCCCCAGAUUCGGAAUGCAACCCAGGCCUUCUGGGUAUCGUGGGUGCCGGCAGCACCACCAAAAACCACCAGAUGGGUUUCGAUUCUGAGGGAAUAGUGGGACUUAUUGUUUGGAUGUGCUGCGUCUUGUACUCAUCCCUGCGGUCCGCUAGUCAGUCGUCGAAAAUCACCAUGUCAGAAAACAUGCUAGUCAAGGAUAACGGGGCCGUAAGGAGCGGCGGAUCGGAUCACCUUGUUGAAAACGAAGGCUAUAUCCCUAUCACAGGUAAAGAUGACGGCGACACUGCCGAACGGGGCGAGAAGAAGGUCUGGGAUAACGAGGAAGACACAGUUGCGUAUUCGUGGAGUUUCUUCCACUUGAUGUUUGCCUUAGCCACGUUGUACGUGAUGAUGACGCUGACCAACUGGUACAAGCCGGACUCGAGCUUGAACAAUAAGGCGAAUUCGGCGUCGAUGUGGAUCAAAGUCAUCUCGAGCUGGCUCUGCUUGGCGUUGUAUGGGUGGACGCUGGUCGCACCGAUUGUGUUGCCGGAUCGCGAGUUUAAUUAAUUUAUCCGUUUCAGUCUGAGAUGAUUAGAUGUGUGAUAUUUUGUUGUUGCUAUAAAUUCGUCUAUCUUUUAUUGUGUGUCGUUUCUUGUUUGAUUUUAGGAAGCACUGUGAAUUUCGGCUUGGAGGUUAUGAGCUGCGAAUUUUACUAUCGUGUAUUCUUCCCUUAUUCUAAUGUUGUGAUCAAGUUAGAUACAAUUUUGUAUUACAUGCAAAUAAGUAGAUGUAGGUGUUACAGUUCUUUGUAUAUUAUUUUUAAAAAUGACUAGAUUUUUACGGAGGUACAUUACAUAUUCAUAUAAUUAUUGGUAACUAAUAAAGUUUCGAAACACGUA